Molecule: messenger RNA, 2288 nt
Organism: Macadamia integrifolia
Lineage: Eukaryota; Viridiplantae; Streptophyta; Magnoliopsida; Proteales; Proteaceae
Product: potassium channel AKT1-like
Exons: 10
Coding region: 184-1956 (590 amino acids)
Biological process (GO): potassium ion transport; transmembrane transport
Cellular component (GO): membrane
Molecular function (GO): protein binding; voltage-gated potassium channel activity
Source: RefSeq, a predicted model, not a curated record
GAGAGAUACGAGAGUAGUUCCCACUUCCCAACUAUAGAGAGUGCUACAGAGAGCAGUGGAGGAGGAGAUUGGCGAGGCGAGACGCAGCGCUUUUUAUAUAAAUAUAGAUAGGAGAAGAGAGUCGACACAGCUAGAGAAGCAAAGUGAAGCAGAGAUAGAGAAACCCUGAAGCAGGGAAGAGCAAUGCCACAAAGGUUUACCAAUGGUGUUUUAGGUGUCUCUGUUUGUGGUCAAGAUAUGGGACAACUCUCAAGAGAAGGUAGCCAAUAUAGCCUUUCCAAUGCCCUUCUUCCUUCUCUUGGUGCUAGAAGCAAUCGCAGAGUUAAGCUUCGUUGGUUCGUGAUUUCUCCUUAUGAUAGUCGUUACAGAUUUUGGCAGAAUUUUCUGGUUGGUCUUGUUAUAUACACUGCUUGGGUAUCUCCAUUUGAAUUCGGAUUCCUUGACGGACCGAGGGGACUUCUUGCAGUCACUGAUAACUUAGUUAAUGGGUUCUUCGCCGUGGAUAUUGUUAUGACAUUUAUCGUUGCCUUCCUUGAUAAAACUACUUACCUCCUAGUUGACAAUCCAAAGCAGAUUGCUUGGAGGUACGUACGCACCUGGUUUGCCCUUGAUGUCAUAUCCACAAUCCCCUCAGAAGUUGCUCGGAGGAUUUUGCCUUCGCCUAUGGAGUCAUAUGGUUUCUUCAACAUGCUUCGUUUAUGGCGUCUCCGAAGAGUCAGUUCCCUUUUUUCCAGAUGGGAGAAAGACAGGGAUUACAAUUACUUCUGGGUUCGAUGUGCAAAACUAAUAUGUGUAACUCUCUUUGCUGUUCACUGUGCUGGGUGCUUUUACUAUCUUCUUGCUGCACGUUACCAUGAUCCCAAAAACACAUGGAUUGGAGCAUCUUAUAAUAAUUUUCUUCAGACAAGCCUUUGGAUACGUUAUGUGACAUCAAUAUACUGGUCCAUCACCACGCUCACAACUGUUGGCUACGGUGAUUUGCAUGCUCAGAAUACAAGGGAGAUGAUCUUUGACAUAUUUUACAUGCUUUUCAACCUUGGAUUGACAGCAUAUCUUAUUGGAAAUAUGACUAACUUGGUCGUCCAUGGGACCAGUAGAACUAGAAAAUUUAGAGAUACCAUUCAAGCGGCAUCAAAUUUUGCACAACGGCAUGGACUCCCAACACGCUUGCAAGAGCAGAUGCUUGCACACUUAUGUCUGAAAUUCAGAACAGACUCAGAAGGAUUGCAGCAGCAUGAGACUCUUGAUGUCCUGCCGAAAGCCAUCCGAUCAAGUAUAUCACAUUUUCUUUUUUAUUCUCUUGUCGACAAGGUGUACCUGUUCCGUGGUGUAUCGAACGACUUGCUUUUUCAGCUGGUCUCAGAGAUGAAAGCCGAGUAUUUUCCCCCCAAGGAAGAUGUGAUCUUGCAGAAUGAAGCACCAACAGACUUUUACAUAAUGGUUACUGGUGCCGUGGAUCUUGUGGUACUCAGGAAUGGACUGGAACAGGUUGUCGGAGAGGCAAAGGCUGGUGAUAUCUUUGGUGAAAUUGGUGUUCUUUGCUACAGGCCGCAGCUGUUCACUGUCCGCACUAAACGAUUAAGUCAGUUGCUGCGGUUGAACCGAACUGUCUUUUUGAAUAUAGUUCAGGCUAAUGUUGGAGAUGGGACCAUAAUCAUGAACAAUCUUCUUCAGCAUUUGAUGGAUCUGAAGGACCCAGAGAUGCAAGUAGUUCUAACAGAGACAGAGAACAUGCUAGCUCGGGGUAGAAUGGACCUUCCACUCAGUUUAUGCUUUGCAGUGAGUAGAGGAGAUGACCUAUUGUUGCAUCAGUUACUGAAAAAGGGCUUGGAUCCAAAUGAAUCUAACGACAGUGGACGCAGUGCUCUGCAUAUAGCAGCAUCAAAAGGAUCUGAAAACUGUGUCCUACUCCUACUGGACUAUGGAGCAGACCCUAAUAGCAGAGGUAUGUUCUAGCUCACAACCAACAUCAUCAGAUGGGCAUAAUGUAUAGGAAAAUGUAGUAGAGACAACCCCUCCCUCUCUUCUUCACUUUCCUGCCCUUGUUUUUUGAAACUAAUGGUAUUCUAGGGGCAUCCCUAGAGUUCUUAAGGUUGCAAUGAUUUCAAGUAUUGGGUGGGCAAGUGAAAACUUUAAGUAGGAAAAUCUUCUUAGAAUUUCUGUCACAUUAAAAUCGUGUGUCCUGUUUUAUUCUUCUUGUCACAUUUUAUUCCUAUUUGUACUUUAUUUUGAAUCUUCUGUUAUCAUUUAUUUCUUAUGCCCUGUUACUUUUUUAUUUUAUUAUUUUU